Eupeodes corollae is the source of this 4175-nucleotide messenger RNA. RefSeq lists its product as uncharacterized. Bases 605 to 2932 code for a protein of 775 amino acids. The transcript is spliced from 9 exons. Gene Ontology annotation, biological process: iron ion transport. Gene Ontology annotation, molecular function: copper ion binding; oxidoreductase activity. Gene Ontology annotation, cellular component: plasma membrane. Lineage: Eukaryota; Metazoa; Arthropoda; Insecta; Diptera; Syrphidae. The record is from RefSeq and is a predicted model, not a curated record.
GAAGUGAAAAUUUCUUUGCGUGGUCUCAGGUCUCAGGUCUUAGUCUCAGCGUCAGCAGCAACAGUUGUAGCUUAUUGGCUUCGAGUCUUGGAUCUUUUAGAAGGUUUUAAAUAACCGUUCAGAGUUGAGGUUGCCUUCAGUUUGGUGCUUAAACGCGGGACGCGCAUUUCUUAUUUCGCGCAGAGCUGGCUGAUUGGUGUUCGCUUUUUGAAUUCUUUAAUAAAUUUAUUACAUUUUUACCACGAUACAGUUCGGUAAAUAAUUCACAAGACCAAUGCACAUGAAUGGAUACAUUUUAUUUAAUGGAUACUUCAUCGAAUUAGCUGUGAUUUUUCGCGGAGUUUAACUUUAUACAAUUUAAACUGGAUGCUUUAAAGUAUUUUUAAAAAAUCGAUAUAAUUAAAAUUAAUACACCCUAAUAAAAUUAUUUAUUAUGUGGUUAUUGUGACACAUUUUGUUUUUCUACAAGUUAUGCAUUUUAUAAGGUGCAAUUUAUAAAGUGCUACAAAAAUAAAAAAAUAAACAAAUUAAUUUUCCAAAACCAACUUGAUAAUAUUGUAAUCAGAAGAUAAUUAAAAUUUUAAGGAACAUCAACGGUCACAUAAUGUUUGUGAAGUGGAUUUUUAAUUUUGGGUUGAACAGUUAUCCUGUGUUCCUGACAAUAUUUGUCAUACUUUUGGAUACUAAUCGACUUGCCCGUGCCGUACGUGUUGGAUCGCCAUCAAGAGUUAAAGAUCAAUCAUCGUCAGGCUCAUAUUGGCAAACUCACGUGGUAACACCAUCAUCAUCUUCAUCAUCAGUAUUAGAUUCGCCUUUCUUUUCGGCGACCCAUGGUCUCGUGCAGACCCAUCCCUCAUUAGGAGGCAGUAGUAUACCCCGACCAUUGACAAGUAAUAGUCUUGGCAGUGGCAGCAAAAUUGGCAGUACAGCUUAUGUAGCUCCGAGUGUUGGAGGAGCUCUGAAUUCAAGACAGAGUCUUACUGGUGGACGAUUUGGUUCAACUCCAGCAAUAGCAGUUAAUCCAAACCCUAAGUCACCAUUUCGUCACUUAGAUUAUGCAACAAGUGCAACAGCAGAACUUAGGAGAAAUCCAUCCUUAUCUGCACCAGAUGAGUGUGCACGUGCUUGCCGAGAAGGUGAACCCCCGAGAAUUUGUUACUAUCAUUUCACAUUGGAAUACUAUACAGUACUUGGAGCAGCUUGCCAAUUGUGCACACCAAAUGCAACGAACACAGUCUGGAGUCACUGUCAAUGUGUGCUUGCCGAUGGAGUUGAACGUGGAAUUCUCACCGCGAACCGUAUGAUCCCGGGACCAAGUAUCCAAGUUUGUGAGAAUGACAAAGUUGUAAUCGAUGUAGAAAACCACAUGGAAGGUAUGGAGGUGACACUCCACUGGCAUGGUAUUUGGCAACGUGGUUCCCAGUACUACGAUGGAGUACCAUUUGUGACACAGUGUCCAAUUCAACAAGGAAACACAUUUAGAUACCAAUGGACGGGCAAUGCAGGAACACAUUUCUGGCAUGCACAUACUGGCCUUCAGAAACUCGAUGGGCUCUAUGGUAGUAUUGUUGUUCGUCAGCCACCUUCUCGCGAUCCCAAUUCCCAUUUAUAUGACUUUGAUUUAACUACACAUCUCGUGCUAAUAAGCGAUUGGUUGCACGAAGAUGCCGCAGAAAGAUAUCCAGGUCGUUUGGCAGUCAAUACUGGUCAAGAUCCCGAAUCGUUACUCAUAAACGGAAAGGGGCAAUUCCGUGAUCCAAAUACCGGAUUCAUGACUAACACGCCAUUGGAAAUAUUCACUAUUACUCCGGGUCGUCGCUAUCGUUUCCGUAUGAUAAAUGCAUUUGCCUCAGUUUGCCCCGCUCAAGUGACAAUUGAAGGACACGGAAUGACGGUAAUAUCCACAGAUGGUGAACCAGUGCAGCCAGUUGUGGUUAACACAAUUAUUUCAUUCUCUGGCGAACGUUACGAUUUCGUUAUCACGGCUGAUCAACCCGUCGGAGCUUAUUGGAUUCAGCUUAGAGGCUUAGGCGAAUGCGGUAUACGUCGGGUGCAACAAUUGGCCAUUCUGAGGUAUGCUCGAGGUCCAUAUCAACCUGCGUCAGCGGCACCAACUUACGAUGUUGGUAUUCCACAGGGUGUGGUAAUGAAUCCAUUGGACGCUCAAUGUAACCGAGUUCGCGAUGAUGCUGUUUGUGUAAGUCAACUUAAGAAUGCACAAGAAAUCGAUCGGGGAAUCCUGGAUCCAAAGCCAGAUGUCAAAAUUUUCCUACCAUUCCGAUUCUAUCUUUAUACUCCUGAAGAAUUGUUCCAGCCUAACACCUAUAAUAGGUUUUUGGUUGCCCCUACUGGAGAUCAUGUCAUCUCGUUGAUCGAUGAAAUCUCCUAUUUGUCGGCUCCAGCGCCUCUUACAUCACAGUUUGACGACAUCACCCCCGAGCAAUUUUGUAACGGAGACAAUCGUCCAGCGGACUGUGAAGCCAAUUGCAUGUGCACCCACAAAAUCGAUAUUCCUCUAAAUGCUGUCGUUGAAGUUGUUGUAGUUGAUGAAGUUCAACAACCAAACUUGAGUCAUCCCUUCCAUUUGCACGGAUACGGAUUCAAUGUUAUUGGUAUUGGUCGUUCACCCGAUAGUAACGUUAAAAAGAUCAAUUUGAAACAUGCCCUGGAUUUGGACAGACGUGGUCUCUUGCAUCGACAGUAUAAUUUACCUCCAAUCAAGGACACAAUCGCUGUCCCCAACAAUGGUUACGUAGUUUUAAGGUUUAGAGCUGAUAACCCUGGAUUUUGGUUAUUCCAUUGUCAUUUCUUAUUCCACAUUGUCAUUGGAAUGAAUCUGAUUCUUCAAGUUGGUACGAACGCCGAUUUGCCACCAGUUCCUCCAGGUUUUCCGAGAUGUGGUGACCAUUUGCCGCCAAUACCUAUUAAUUAAUUUUAAAUCUUUAUUUGUAAAAAGAAAACACAGACUACCAUCUAUCACCUCUCUUAUCCCAAUACUACUCGUACACACUACAAAAUCGCUUUAGACUGUUAAUACAAAAACACAAAAAUGGUGAACUUUAAGUCUUAUGACAUAGUUUAAUUUUGAAUUUUCAGUUUUUAUUUUUGUUUAUCGUAACUUUAUUGUUGUACCUAUAACGAAGCCAUGUGCAUUGUGCAGCAGUCAUAUCAAAUAGACUAUGAAAAUUACAAAUUUAAUAUCAUUUGUGCAUUUAAAUAGAAAAAUCUCUAUUAACUAACGCGAUACCUAAACUUCCAGACUAUACACAUUAUAUUCUAUUCUUCACCGCAUAAAAUUUAUUUGUUCACUCAUAAUUUUCCAUUUCAAUUCAAACUGAAUAUUUCCUUUUCAUUUUUUUUAAUUUUGUAAAUUUCGUAGAACGACAUAUAAUAAUUAAAAAAUAGUAAACAAAGAAAAAGUCUUGCCUUAGAUGAAUCUUCUGACAUUGGACGUAACUAUUCUUUUGAUUUAUCUUUACUUCAAAAUUUUAAAAUCUUCUUUAAAAAACAAAUUCUUUUAAUACGCUAUUAAAACUUCAUUUAAAAAAUGUAUCAUCAUUAUUAAAAAAAAAUCACCUACGUCCGAUGUUUAGUUAAAUUAAGCUUUUGUACAGAAUUUUUAUUUUUAUUUUAGCUUUACAAACAGUUAAAAAAGUAAAUAAUUUAGUAUUCUUCUUCACACGUAAUGGUUCUAAAAAAGAAGCACUGUAUCAAAAUACCUAUGUAUAGUACUUUUCUGAAAUGACACACAUUUUAUUUUAUGGAACGACAAGAAUUUACAUAUAAAUCAGUUCUGAUAAUUUUAAUUGUAAUAUAAUAUGCCUUAAUUAUUUACAGUUAUACACACAUAUUUAUGUAGAAUAAUUAUAUUGUAAAAAAUCUUUCUUUUUUGUGUUUUUCCUUGUAAUUAAUUCUGUUUACAUUGAAAUUUGUGUAAAAAGAAGGAUAAUACAAGAUACAACGUAAACGAAGACACUCCCAAAUGUGCCUGAGUGGUAGAGUUAAGUUUAAAACAUAAAAGUUAAUAUUAUUUAAAAAAAAAAUUAAAAAAAAGUUAACAAAAACUUUAAAGUAAAAGUGUUCAGACAUAUAUACAUAAAAAAAAUGCUUUAUUUUGUUUCUUAAUGUUUAAAAAUUUAUAAAUAAAAAUAUUAUAUUGUAUAAAAUAUUUUUUA